GCGCGCAUGAGUUGCGCACAUGUGCCUACAAGAAGAUGGCGGACGAAGACGAGCUCCCAAGUAAACGCUUGAAAUUGUCCGAAAAUUCCUCUCUAGWUGAUCCAMAUUUUGCCAAAAACCCACCCCAAGAUAAUGCUCAAGCCGAAGACUCGACGAAACGGCAAAUAUAUGAAGAAAACAACGAAGUGUUAUCACGCAAACAAGUCAAAGCUGAGGAAAAACCCGAGAAAAUCUUCCCAAUUUAUACCAAAGGAGAASAUGUAGCAAUUACAGAAUACAUAGGCAAGCAUAGAGGGUUUCAUGGUGUCUUAAAACAGAGGUUUGUAGACUUUAUWGUCAACGAACGURACGCWGAAGGUAACUUAGUUCAACUAACACACACUAAUGUCCCUCCUUUGGAAGAGGAUCCUGAGAGCGACAAUGUUUUGACCACUGAAGAGAUUGAAAGGAUACAGUCCGUCUCUGAUAGCAAAGAAAAAUCUUUCUUUGUGACAUUAAAUGCGGAUGAUGAUAAAGAGCAUAGGACUUUGGUUCAUAAAUCCAUAAAAAAGAUAUUUCCACAUCUAGAUACUGAAACUGUAACAGUUGAUGGUCACAAGGCUGUCAAAGUCUACCGCUACCACGGUAACCCAUCAAAGAGGCGAACUGAUAAAUGGCCGGCAAACCGUGGCAACUUCUGCAAGUUUGUCCUUCACAAAGAAAACAAGGACACUAUGGAAGCAAUUUGUCUUCUGGCAAAGCUUGUGCAUGCUAAGUCCAGUGCAUUCAGCUAUGCUGGUACUAAAGAUCGUCGAGGAGUAACAUCUCAAGAGGUUAGAGCCUACCGAGUCCAGGCUCAAAGGCUUAAAGGCCUGAACAAAACUCUCAAGGGAAUACAACUGGGCAACUUUGAGUAUGUGCAAGAUGGCUUGACAUUAGGGCAGCUAUCAGGCAACCAUUUCAUCAUUACUCUACGAGACAUCCAAGGGGAACGUGAUGAUAUUGAACAAGCUAUGAAGUCGUUGAGGGAUGUGGGUUUUAUUAAUUAUUAUGGGCUGCAGAGGUUUGGCACUUCAGCAGUACCUACACAUCAUAUAGGUAAGGCUUUACUCCUAAGUAAGUGGUCAGAAGCAGUCCAUGCUAUUUUGAGUCCAAAAGCAGGCAAAGAGCAUGAGUUUAAUGAUGCCUUGAAGUUAUGGAGGGAGACUGGUGAUGCAGCUAAAGCCCUUCAGAUCUUAUCAAGACAUAAAUGUAUUGAGAACACUUUAUUGCAGGGUUUGGUGAAACAUGGUAGUAAAGACCUUGUCAAUGCGUUACAGUGGAUACCAAGGAAUACUCGUUUAAUGUAUAUCCACGCAUAUCAGAGUUUUAUUUGGAAUUCUGCUGUCUCAUGGCGUAUUAAGAAAUAUGGUCUUACUCCUGUAGAAGGCGACCUCGUUUUGACAGACGAACUACCUUUCAGUUCUGAUGGCAGUGUUAGAGAGGAAUCAGAAGAUGCUUCCUGCCAAAUGCGAGACAAGGACGCAUUAUCUGCCCCACGCUCUGUCCCCGUGCGUAUGUUAACAGCAGAAGACGUCAAAUCAGGGGGGUUCACUAUUCAUGACAUCGUCAUGCCACUACCCGGUUAUGAUGUAACGUACCCUGGUUAUAAUUCCAAGCAGUUCUAUAAGGAACUGAUGGAUAAAGAUGGCAUYGAUAUUGAUAAUCUCCGGCAUCGUGUCAAGGACUACUCCCUAUCUGGGGCUUACAGGAAACUGGUUAUAAAACCCGCUCAUACUUGCUGGUGUUACCAUCGUUACAAUGACGUCAAUGAACCGUUAGUGCUCACUGAUAAAGAUAAACUAGAUGGCAAAACAACCUUAGUGGUCCCCCCUGGGGAAAAAUAUUUAGCGUUACAAAUUGAACUGACACUACCCCCCUCGUGUUACGCCACAAUGGCAAUAAGGGAAGURAUGAAGUGCGAGACGGCAUCUUCUCAUCAAGCUACUUUAAAUAAAGCUUAAUUUUACAUUAAAAA
Molecule: messenger RNA, 1996 nt
Organism: Exaiptasia diaphana
Lineage: Eukaryota; Metazoa; Cnidaria; Anthozoa; Actiniaria; Aiptasiidae
Product: pseudouridylate synthase 7 homolog
Exons: 7
Coding region: 36-1982 (648 amino acids)
Biological process (GO): pseudouridine synthesis
Cellular component (GO): nucleus
Molecular function (GO): RNA binding; pseudouridine synthase activity
Source: RefSeq, a predicted model, not a curated record